This is a messenger RNA of Pelobates cultripes (western spadefoot toad), 4529 nucleotides long. Lineage: Eukaryota; Metazoa; Chordata; Amphibia; Anura; Pelobatidae. The record is from the annotation of a GenBank genome assembly.
AUGGUUUCAAAGGCCAGAAAACUCAUUCAUGGUAUGGGUUAAUAUUGGAAUGAAAUUCCUUCAAAUCAUAAGAUAAUGUAUUGCUCUGUUCUGGCUAGAUAGAUAAGGGGGGAGAGGGGACACUGCAAUAUUCAUAUUCAAUUGUUAUUAAAUAAUUAUAGAAAAAUAAUUUCCAUUGUUGUUUAAUAAAAUAGAUGAUGGGUGGGUGGGGUGAUUGGAUACAUUGCACAUUUGGACUUUUUGCACCUGUAAUUAUAGAAAAUUUGUUUUUUGGGGGGGAUUUUUACCAAUUGAUUACACAACAUACCUUCUAAUUUAAAGUUUUUAUUUUGUCACAAAAGUCAAACAGACAUGUUACUUGCAUACGCGUUUACCCGAUUUGCUAUAAAACCCUAAUCCAGAAGCCAGGUUAAUGGUUGCUAGAGUAAUCUCAAAAUAAAUACACUCUGAAAGGCACCAGACUUUAUUUAAUAGUAUCUCUUAACAAAUGGCAUCCCAUAGACCAAAGAGAUAUCAAAAUAAGCCCUGGAUAAAGUUCUAGAGAAGCAUCCAUUGGGUUGGAUUCUAAAAAGAUCUUGAAAUUUGAACUUCCAUUGAGCACUGUUAAAUUUAUUAGUAGAAAUGUGUCAACCUGUGAUUGUCCUAGAAUACAUAGUCCACCAAAACACCUUGACCAGAUAAGGAGGACAUUAGUCAGAGAUGUUACCAGGAGGCCAACUGUAAUAUGGAAAUAGCUGAAAGGAUCUGAGUCUGGAGAAGUCAUCCGUUGGACAGUUCUAACCCAGAUACUCCAUAAAGCUGUGAUUCAUGAACAUGUGCCAUAUCAAAUCCCAUUUGAAGUUUGUUAAACGGCAUACUGGAAACCCAUCAAACGUGGACAAAUUUCUCUAGUAUGAUGGACCAAAAAAACUACAUAGGGCACAAAUCCAAACUAGAUCAAAACUGGGAUGAACCUUGACCUCAAUCAGACUGAUAAUCUGUGCACUUGAAAAUAGCUGUCUCUAAUGAUUUUGGUUUCAAAAAAAAUAAAUGUUUUUUUUAUAAAUUACAGGAUCCAGAUAUGAAAUUAUGUUAGACACUUAUUCCCAAAGAACCACAGUUAAAAUUACAACCUCAGGUGGUUGGGCCAAGUAUUGGCUCAGUUGGGUGACUAGUUAAUGCGUUUUUGCUUAAUUAUUGUUUGCCUUACAAUAAAAAAUAUUUUGCACCUUCAAGGUGUUAGUUAUGUUGUGUAAAAUGAAUAAAUCCAUUCAAAUUCCACAUUGUAACACUGAAUAAUGUGUGUGUGUGUGUGUGUGUGUAGGGGGGUGGGGUAACUAUUAAUGUAAGGCACUAUAGACAGAUAUCUGUGAUAGAAAGAGAAGGUAACUGUAACCAUUUUUCCUCUAGGUUCCAAGUCUGUCCGAAAAUUCGUUUCCUUGAAGACAAGAGUCGCUGGGAGUCUAAAAUGAAGAAAAGCCAGAGUGUGAUGACAGUCACAGCAGAGGAUGUAAGCGGAUCCUUUUUAUAUUAGUUUCUGAAUAUAUUUAUUUUUUUCUGUAUCAGUCAUACACAGCACAUGGAGGUGUUAAAGUGAGCAUUAAUGCAGUUAUAUCGUCACUUUAAUAUAGAUGUGUGUGGGUAUGUAUGUAGAAAUGUAAGUACAUACAUAUUUAUGGUUAGAUAAAUAAUGGAAUGACGGUAUGCAUUUUCACACUAACAUGUCUGUUCAUAUAUUAUUAGCCAAUUGUUAAUUCUUUAGCGUACAGAGUUGGGUUUUUGAGCUUGCUACAGAAUUUUUGUUUAGCUGAUUUCCAAAUUAUUACACUACUCAAUAGUUUUUAAUAGAAGUAUGAACACAUUUAGUUCCCAGAACUACCCUGAUCAGGCACAACAUUAAAACCACUGACAGGUGAACUGAAUAACAUUGAUUAUAUUGUAACAAUGGCGCCUGUCAAUAGGUGGGAUAUAUUAGGCAGCAAGUGAACAGUCAGUCCUUCAAAUUCAUGUGUUGGAGUCCGAGAAAAAUGACAAAUGAAAAGAUCUAAGUCCUUUAAAAUGACUAAAUACUUAUAGCUAGACGACUGGGUCAGAGCUUCUCCAAAACUGCAAUCCUUGUGGGGUGUUCCCAGUAUGCAGUGGUUAGUACCUACCAAACGUGGUGCAAGGAAGGACAACCGGUGAAAUGGCGUCAGGGUCAUGGGCACCCAAGGCUCAUUGAUGCAUGUUGGGAGCGAAGGCUAGUCUGAAGGCUAGCUGCGUAUUGGACUGCGUAGCUGCAGAACAGUCAGAGUGCUUACUGAAUGAUGACCCCUGUCCACUGACAAAGGCGCCUUUAAUUAGGACGUUAAUGUCAGUACUGGACCAUGGAGCAAUGGAAGAAGGUUGAAUCACAUUUUCUUUUAGCUCAGGUGGAUGGCUGGGUGUUUUUUCCUUUAUUUGGAAAAGAGUUGGCAACAUGAUGCAUUAUGGGAACAAGGCAGGACGGGGAGGCAGUGUUAUGUUAUGGCCAAUGUUCUGCUGGAAAACCUUGGGUCCUGUAAUUCAUGUGGGUGUUACUUUGACACGUAUCACCUACUUAGAGAUUGUUGCAGACCAUGUACACCCCUUCAUGGCAAUGAUGUUCAUUGGCCUCUUUCAGCAGGUAAUGCACACUGCUACACUGCAAAAAAAUUUCAGGAAUUGUUUGAGGAACAUGACAAAGAGUUCAAGGUGUUGCUUUGACCUCCAAAUUCCCCAGAUCUCAAUCUGGGGAUCAUCUGUGGUAUGUGGUGGAACAACAAAUCUGAUCCAUGGAGGCCUCACCUUGAAGGACAAAGAAUCUGCUGCUAAUGCCUUGGUGCCAGAUACCACAGGAGAUGUUCAGUUUUUUUGCAGUCCAUUCCUUGGUGGCAGCAUGAUGGGUACCUACACAGCAUUAGGCAGGUGGUUUUAAUGUUGUGGCUUAUCAAUGUAUGUAGCAGACUCAGAAUCUCAAUAGUGGAAAACAUUGUUCCAUCUAAACAUCCCAUAAUACCUUGCCUAGCACUGAAAUAAAGAAAUGUCUACAACUUUAUUGUGCAGAAUACAUUAAACGAGCAUUAAUUGCAUACAAACAAGUUUCUGAAAUUCUGAAGCUUUCCGUAAACUCAAGAAUAAACCUAUUAAUUUGUGCUUAUUCCUCAUUAAUCUUUUAUGAGCGUUCCCAGUUUCAUUAUAAUGAUUACCAGAACUGAUAAAAGGGCACACUCUACAGUAAGUUGAAACAAACUUACAAUUACUUACUGGCUAGUAUCUUAUUAUUAUUAUUAUUACAUUGUAAUAUUUUGUUAAUGUUUUAGAAUGCUAAUAUAAUAUCUUACUGAUAUAUAACAUUUGUCUGUUAGCUCUAAGGGGAUCCUUUAUAAUAACGGUCCAAGUUUCAUUUAAUAACUAUUAGCCUCUGAGUAAUUAAAGGAUUAUGCUACACACCAUAACCACAAAAUACACAUAAAGGGACACUUCACUGCACAAAUACAAAAAUAUAAAUAAAAUAAUGUUUAUUAUAUAAACAUUAUUUUAUAUCCGCAUGCAUUUAAUUCAGAAUUUUUUUUCAUUUGGGGUAUAUCUAAAUACAGCUGCUGCCUUUACAAACCCUCCCCUUCUAACCCCGCCCAGACUUUCUGUGGCUGUCCAAUCACAGACUUCCCAAUGCAGCUCAAAGAGAAGUCUUUGCAAGGCAGGUGCUCCGGGCAAUUGCUGCCUCUUGAGUUUAUCUCCACUGAGCUAAUCAAAGCAGGAAGUAACAGGACCUGUCGUCUGACAGUCGGGAGGUGUAACAGUUAAUUCAUAAUUGUUUCUAUUAAACUUUGCACUUUUUGCAAAAUGAAAAAAAAAGAGGUCACACUAAUAUCACAUAAAGCAUUUCAGUAAGCUAAAGUGAUUUAGGGGUCCAGAAUGUCCCUUUAAUCUUGAUCAAGUGUAAAUCAAGUGUUGUCAAUAUGGCUGAAGAGAAAUUGAGCCAAGGAUGUCUAGGGGGAGAGCCCUAUUUUUUUGUCAACUCUCUCCAACUGAUUUGAUGGUACAUCCCCAAAACCUGAGGUUUGUAUGUUCUAGUGAUCUAGAACAGGCAUAGGCAACCUUCGGCACCCCAGAUGUUUUGGACUACACCGCCCAUGAUGCUUUGUCAGCAUUAUGGAUGUAAGAGCAUUAUGGGAGAUGUAGUCCAAAACAUCUGGAGUGCCGAAGGUUGCCUAUCCCUGACCCUAGAACAUUGUAUUUUCUAACUGUCAUGAAAGUAAUGAUUAGAAUCUUUUUAGGCUUAUACAAGAACCAAUUGUUAUGUCUCUUAUUGGCAGAAUGCAAAAGGUUUCUCUGAUUGUUGUCUGAGCAAAUCCUACAGUUCGUAUGGUUACAAUUUGGGGAUAGACCUUUGGAAAGGAAGGAGAUUCUGUCCCGGAGCCCUACAACUACCUCCUUUACACCAGAGACAGACUAGAAGAGCCAAAACGCCAGACUACAUGCGCAGGCCUACGACGCUGCCAUUGCUUCCUCUUCCAAGGAUCGCAGUCACACCGGUAGAAAGUGGGUGA